Funneliformis mosseae is the source of this 2044-nucleotide messenger RNA. The record is from the annotation of a GenBank genome assembly. NCBI's taxonomy places the organism in Eukaryota, Fungi, Glomeromycota, Glomeromycetes, Glomerales, Glomeraceae.
GUUUUUAGACAUGUACUACUCAAAGCUUAGGCACUCGUUCCUUUCUCGUUCAGCUUACUCGCUUGGAAAUCGUUUGGGAUUAAAUGCAAAUUUUCAAUAUAUUUCUUCUCGAGCUCAAAGCUCCAAAGUACGAGGAAGUGUGAUUGGGAUCGAUUUAGGAACAACUAAUAGUUGCGUAGCAGUUAUGGAAGGAAAGACACCUCGCGUAAUUGAGAAUGUUGAAGGUGGUCGUACUACACCUUCUGUCGUUGGCUUCACGAAAGAAGGUGAAUUAUUAGUUGGUUUACCUGCUAAGCGUCAGGCUAUUGUAAAUCCAGAAAAUACUUUCUUUGCUACAAAGAGAUUGAUCGGUCGUCGAUUCAAAGAUCGUGAAGUACAACAAGAUAUAGGUCAUGUUCCAUAUAAAAUCAUUGAACAUUCAAAUGGUGAUGCAUGGUUAGAAUCUCGAGGAAAGAAAUAUAGCCCUGCACAAAUAGGUGCUUUUGUUGUUGGAAAAAUGAAAGAAACUGCAAGUUCUUAUUUGGGAAAAUCUGCGGAUAAUGCGGUCAUCACUGUUCCUGCAUAUUUCAAUGAUUCUCAACGUCAAGCUACUAAAGCUGCUGGACAAAUAGCUAAUCUUAAUGUAUUACGUGUGAUCAAUGAACCUACCGCUGCAGCACUUGCUUAUGGUCUAGAUAAAAUUGGUGAUAAAGUUAUUGCAGUUUAUGAUUUGGGUGGUGGCACAUUUGAUAUCAGUAUAUUAGAAAUUCAAAAGGGAGUUUUUGAAGUAAAAUCAACAAAUGGAAACACUCAUUUGGGUGGUGAAGAUUUUGAUAGCACUUUGGUUAAAUAUUUGGUUGAUUCAUUUAAAAAAGAGCAAGGAAUAGAUAUAUCAAAGGAUAACAUAGCUAUCCAGCGAAUUCGCGAAGCAGCUGAAAAAGCUAAAAUUGAACUUUCAUCUACUAUACAGACAGAUAUAAACCUUCCAUAUAUUACUGCUGAUGCUACUGGACCUAAGCAUAUCAACAUGAAGCUUACUCGUUCUACAUUUGAAGCUCUCACAAAGGGACUUGUUGAUAAAACUGUUGAACCUUGUAAGUUGGCUUUGAAAGAUGCUAAUGUUGAAACUAAAGAAAUCAGCGAAGUUAUACUGGUCGGUGGUAUGACACGUAUGCCAAAGGUUAUCGAAACGGUAAAAGCAUUAUUUGGUCGUGAACCUUCAAAGAGUGUUAAUCCUGAUGAAGCUGUCGCUAUUGGAGCUGCAAUUCAGGGCGGUGUACUUGCUGGAGAAGUUACAGACAUUUUAUUAUUAGACGUAACGCCACUGUCACUUGGAAUCGAGACUCUUGGUGGAGUAUUCUCUCGUCUAAUUAAUCGAAACACGACAAUUCCUACCAAAAAAUCGCAAGUAUUUUCAACUGCCGCAGAUGGCCAAACAAGGGUUGAAAUUAAGGUUUAUCAAGGUGAAAGAGAAUUAGUUCGUGAUAAUAAGUUACUAGGAAACUUCCAAUUAGGAGGAAUUUUGCCAGCUCCUAAAGGAAUCCCUCAAAUCGAAGUUACAUUUGAUAUUGAUGCUGAUGGUAUAGUAAAUGUUUCUGCUCAAGAUAAAGCUACUGGAAAAGAUCAAUCUAUUACUAUUGCUGCUUCUUCUGGUUUGAGUAAGAAUGAAAUCGAGAAAAUGAUCCUUGAAGCUGAACGUUUUGCUGAUGCAGAUCGUGAAAAGAGAGAACUUAUUGAAUCAUCUAAUCAUGCAGAAUCUGUAAUUCAUGAAACUGAAAAGAAUAUAGAAGAAUAUAAGGAUCAAUUGGACUCAACAGAAUCUGAAAAUAUUAAAUCACAAAUUCAAUCUUUAAAAGAAAUGGUAGCAAAAGCACAAACUGGUGACGAUACUAUUAAAGCAGAAGAAAUUAAAUCCAAAGUUGGUGAAGUACAAUUAGCUAGUUUAAAAUUAUUUGAAAUGGUAUACAAGAAGCGUGAAUCUGAAAAACGUGGAAGUGGUAAUGAUGAAAGUAGCGGUAAUAAUGAAGCUGAAUAUCGAGAUGUUAAAAAGGAUGAUGAUAAAUAA